Paramecium sonneborni is the source of this 314-nucleotide messenger RNA. The record is from the annotation of a GenBank genome assembly. Lineage: Eukaryota; Ciliophora; Oligohymenophorea; Peniculida; Parameciidae.
AUGGAUAAUUUGUUAGAUGCUUUAGGAUGCUUAGAUUAUGCUAUUUAGAAAAAUCCUGAGGAUUUUCAAGGUUAUGCAAUUAAAGGUAUAUAUAAUAUAUGAGUUUAAAAAGCAAAUAUAUUAAACCAAAUUAAUAAAUUUUAGGAAGCUUUAGAAUAUUAUAAUUACGCAAUUGAAAGAAGUUCCAAUAAUUCAAAAUUAAAUUAUCAUAAAGGUUUAUAUAAUUAUUAAAAAUCAGCAAUAACUUUAGGUAGUAUGAAUUAGUUUUAAGAAGCCUUAAAAUUUAUAGAAAAAGCCAUUUAAUUGAAUCCUGA